This is a messenger RNA of Mercurialis annua (annual mercury), 941 nucleotides long. Its product is annotated as dehydration-responsive element-binding protein 1B-like. The record is from RefSeq and is a predicted model, not a curated record. Bases 40 to 684 code for a protein of 214 amino acids. Gene Ontology annotation, biological process: regulation of DNA-templated transcription. NCBI's taxonomy places the organism in Eukaryota, Viridiplantae, Streptophyta, Magnoliopsida, Malpighiales, Euphorbiaceae. Gene Ontology annotation, molecular function: DNA binding; DNA-binding transcription factor activity. The transcript has a single exon.
GUAUUUUCAAAUUAUCCAUUCACCAACACCAUAUUCAAAAUGGAUAUCUUCUCUGACCCACUUCCUUUCGAAUUUCAUUCUUUUUCAUUUGACUUUCCUAAUUUAGUAUCCUCUCCACUUUCUCAUCCUUCUUCAUCUACUACUCCUCAGUUUUCUGAUGAAGAACCCAUCUUGGCUUCCAGCUAUCCCAAGAAGCGUGCCGGCCGAAAGAAGUUUACCGAGACUAGACAUCCUGUUUACCGCGGAGUCCGUCGCAGGAAUUCCACGAAAUGGGUUUGCGAAGUUAGAGAACCUAACAAGAAAUCAAGGAUUUGGUUAGGCACUUUCGCCACCGCCGAAAUGGCUGCUCGGGCGCAUGAUGUUGCGGCUUUAGCACUUAGAGGACGGUCUGCUUGCUUGAAUUUUGCCGACUCAUUAUGGCGGCUGCCAAUCCCAGCUUCCAGCGAUGCCAAAGAUAUUCAAAAGGCGGCGGCGGAAGCAGCAAAGGCGUUUGGGCCAGCGGCAGAGGAUGGGUCGAAACAUAACUCGGAAAAUGUGUUUUAUAUGGACGAAGACGCAGUUUUUGGAAUGCCACAACUGCUAACGGAUAUGGCCAAAGCAAUGCUACUGUCUCCGCCUCCAUGCCUUGCCGAUAGCAGGGAAGAGGAUGCGGAAGAUGCGUCAUUAUGGAGUUUUUCCAUAUAAGUUAUUACAAGCGUUCCGUACUUAAUGUUUUUGACUAGUACGGCAAGAAAGGACAAAGCUUUGCCAUUCUUGUAAUAUGAAAAAGUUAGCAGUUAGCAGUUAGUGCAGUUAGUUGUGAAGUGAAACCAAAUUAGAGACUUAGUAGUUUCCUACUACUUACAUAUUUGAUGUGGAUGUUUCUUGCGCGUAAUAAUAGGAUUGGAUAAUGUAUGUACAUAUUUCAUCAUCCAAUACUAACUCAUUGCCACCAAAGCUCA